Sphenostylis stenocarpa is the source of this 318-nucleotide messenger RNA. The record is from the annotation of a GenBank genome assembly. Lineage: Eukaryota; Viridiplantae; Streptophyta; Magnoliopsida; Fabales; Fabaceae.
AUGGAAAACAAGUAUGAAGACUUUGCUCCUGCAUUCGCCUCAUUAAUAGCAGAUGCAAGUAAUGAAGAAAGUGUGAAGAAAUAUGAAGAGGGUUUGAAGAAUAUGGGAGGGAAAGAGAUACUUGAGAAGGUGGAGACUCCAUGCACCAUCAUUCAGACCAAAAAAGACGCUGCUGUUCCUCACAGCGUAGCACUGUUCAUGCAGAACAAAAUCAAAGGGAAGGUUACGUUGGAGAUCAUAGAUACACUUGGCCAUUUUCCCCAGUUAACUGCACCCCUUAAGUUUGUUCAAGUUCUCAAGGGUGCCCUUGGCUCAUAA